Molecule: messenger RNA, 512 nt
Organism: Patiria miniata (bat star)
Lineage: Eukaryota; Metazoa; Echinodermata; Asteroidea; Valvatida; Asterinidae
Exons: 4
Coding region: 1-483 (160 amino acids)
Source: RefSeq, a predicted model, not a curated record
AUGAAAGGGGGACAGAUUGACGUUUAUAACAAGGUACCAACAGUCUCCCCAAGUCGGCCAUAUCCUACUGUCAUCGGCUGCAAUCAAGACCACGACGCAGACACGUGCGAGGUGAGAGUACGACACGACAGCACGAUGCAUGACCUGACCUGCGUCAUGGAGCAGGUCAAACCUGCCGUGGAAUUGAAGUGGUUUUUGGGCGGGCUGACGGAACUCAAGGCCUCAACAGCAGUCAGAUCUGUAGUUCUACCGGCUAACACAGGUUCGUCGUUGCGAAACAACACCUAUUCAACUUCAGCAAUAAUCCAAGUUCCUUCGGAUUACAGUGACAUAGAAUAUGUGUGUGAGGCAAUGGGUGUUGCUGUAGGAAGCAGUUCUACACGCACGAGGGUGCGCCUUACCAAAACUGAACCCACAACGGCAACUUAUGAUGAAGUUCAGUCCUCCAGCAAUCCAGGUCUGUCUAAAGAAGAAACGAAGUGAAUACAUUCGUGCUGAAACCGACGCCAUUU